Molecule: messenger RNA, 1039 nt
Organism: Paramecium octaurelia
Lineage: Eukaryota; Ciliophora; Oligohymenophorea; Peniculida; Parameciidae
Source: the annotation of a GenBank genome assembly
AUGAGUGAAAGAAGAGAAGAAGAUACUACUCUAGUGUAAGCAGCUAUCCCAGCUGCCUUGGAAGGAGCCAAAAAAGCUGAGGAAUUGGAAAAAAAGAUAAAAGAGUAUUCAUGAUUAAAGAUAUAUUUUAGAGAAGGAGGAUAAAAACUUGGAGAUAUAGAGAAGCAAGCUGAGGAGUAAAUUCACAAGGCAUAAGAAAUACUCGCCUUUGCUGGAAAUUAAGCUUAAGUUGCCUAAUAACAAUCCUUAACUGUUGCUGCUGCAUAGUAUCUAGCAGGCAGCUUAUUAUCAAUGUUGAUUCUUCAACUCGGUUUCUUUGGAUCAAUUCUAACCUUCAUCCCAUUCCUAGAACAAUUGACAAUUAUAUUGUACAUAGUAUCAAUCUUAAUUGUUCAAUUCUGUCCAGGAUCUGUUGAUAAGGUAGUUACUUGAUAUAUCAAAUAGGUUCCUAAAAAUUUUGGAUUAUGCAUUGUUCAUUCAGCCAGUAAAAUAUUAUUGAUGGUUUACCUUACACUUCAUUUCGAAGCAAUCAAAUUUGAAUUGAUACAAUUAGUAUUUGGUAUCGUCAUUCUAUUUUUAUUAUUUUAAAUUAAGAAGGGAAUAAGUAAUCAAUUAAUCCUAUGUUUUUAGGUGAAAAUUAAGAUAUUGCUUUGGUCGUUAAGAAAUAAUUCUUCACAGUUCUGAUUAUAUCAGCAGUUAUUUCAGGAUUUUUGGGAUUGUUAACAAGAUCAAACUUGUUCAUUACUCUUAUUUUGGUAGUCGUUGGAGCUGGAUACACUUAUUAUUUAUAAUUGGCUUUGUAGAGAUUUGGCGAUCACAAAUACUUGUUCAUUAAUAAAAAUGACUAAUAUUUGGGUGCUGCCUAAUUAGAUGCAGAUCUAUUCUUAUGGUGCAAAUUGGUUGGAUAUCAUUGCAUUAAGAGAAAUGAAAAUGGAGCUUAUGUUCCAAAUUUGGAAUUCGAUGAGGAGAAUAAAUAGAAGGAACCAGAAACUUAAGAAUAAAACAAAAUCUGAGAUAUUCAUAAGAAAAUAAAAUAAAC